Messenger RNA from Nannospalax galili (Upper Galilee mountains blind mole rat), 1726 nucleotides. RefSeq names its product aflatoxin B1 aldehyde reductase member 3-like. NCBI's taxonomy places the organism in Eukaryota, Metazoa, Chordata, Mammalia, Rodentia, Spalacidae. The transcript has 7 exons. The record is from RefSeq and is a predicted model, not a curated record.
GUGAACAGUUUGAAGGGUAUCUUCACCUGGAUUCACAGAAGUCAAGGCUGACAGGUGUUCUCUGCCAUCCUUCCAUAGGGACACUGUCUGGAGCCCCUCAUCAAGCCUCAUCUCAGACCUCAGGGAAGUGUCUGUCAACCUUUGGGCCAUCCACCCCCUGAACCCCUUCCACAAGGACAGUGACUCCAGGGCAGCUCCCAAGUGAUGCAGAGAGGAGAGGCCGUGGAGUCCCAGCCCUCCGCCUUCGGGUUCCGGGAAACCCUUGGACUAGCUCAUGAGGAUCUGCCACCAAGCUCAGGGUGGCGCGGAUCAAUGCAGGAUGGGCCCUGCGGAUGCAGAGGGGCCCAGCAAUGCGGGAAUGCACCAAUCCGCACACUCCCGCCCACUCUAUCGCCCCGCCCACCACCAGCUACUGGAAAUUGAGGCUCCUAGGCCAGCAAACUGCCAGUUCCAACUUCCCUUGUGUCUCGCACCUUCUGUCGCCUCUGCCACGGUCAUCAUGUCUCGGGUCCGGCCCGCCACCGUGCUGGGUGCCAUGGAGAUGGGGCGCCGCAUGGACGCUACCUCCAGCGCCGCUUCGGUGCGCGCCUUCCUGCAGCGCGGCCACACGGAGAUCGACACGGCCUUCGUAUAAGCGGACGGCCAGUCCGAGACCAUCCUGGGCGGCCUGGGGCUCGGGCUGGGCGGCGGCGAUUGCAGAGUGAGAAUUGCUACCAAGGCUGUUGCAAUGAAUGGGAAAACACUGAAGCCCGAUGAUGUCCGGUUCCAGUUGGAGACGUCACUGAAGCGGCUGCAGUGUUCCCAGGUGGACCUCUUCUACCUGCACAUACCCGACCAUGACACCCCUAUAGAAGAGACGCUGCAGGCCUGCCACCAGCUGCACCAGGAGGGCAAGUUUGUGGAGCUUGGUCUGUCCAAUUAUGCCUCCUGGGAGGUGGCUGAGAUCUGUACCCUCUGCAAGAGCAACGGCUGGAUCCUGCCAACUGUGUACCAGGGCAUGUACAACGCCACCACCCGGCAGGUGGAAAAGGAGCUCUUCCCCUGCCUCAGGAACUUUGGAUUGAGGUUCUAUGCCUACAACCCUUUGGCUGGGGGCCUGCUGACUGGCAAGUACAGGUAUGAAGACAAGGACAGGAAGACCGAGGGUCGAUUCUUUGGGAAUCAGUGGUCUCAGAUAUACAUGAACCGCUACUGGAAGAUGGAACACUUCAAAGGUAUUGACCUAGUGGAGAAGGCUCUGCAGGCUGCCUAUGGCACCUAUGCCCCCAGCAUGACCUCAGCUGCUCUAAGGUGGAUGUACCACCACUCACAGCUCAAGGGCACCUAUGGGGAUGCAGUCAUCCUAGGCGUGUCCAGCCUGGAGCAGCUGGAACAGAACUUGGACUUGGUUGAGGAAGGUCCCCUGGAACCAGUUGUUAUGGAUGCCUUUGACCAAGCCUGGAACCUGGUUGCCCAUGAUUGUCCCAACUACUUCCGCUAGGCUCUCUGACUUGGGGAGGUGCAGAGGGCACAGCCUGUCCCCUCAUUCUCUACCUGGGUCAGUUUGGGCCUUGAGCAGAUUUGACUGUUCUGUGUUUUUUUUUCUAGUGCCUUGUUAUACACCUGGUUACCUUGUGUGUGAAGGCUGGCUGAGCUCUGCCCCAGCAUCUCCUGUUGAAUAAAGCUGGCACCCGUCCUGGCUACAUCGCAAGCGCCGUGGCAGACCUGGUGGCCUUGCUCUCUCCAG